GUAUACAUUCGAUGUCUGUUUAAGUACGACUCGGCCAAGGAUACACUUCUGCCGAACAUUGCUCUAGGAGUCUCGUUUAAGAGUGGAGAUGUCCUGGAGUUGGUAGAUGCUCAAGAUCUGAACUGGUGGCAAGUAAGACGCCUUGAUGCUCCAAAUUCACCCGUAGGACUCGUUCCAUCUCAAACUCUUGAGGAAAGACGACAGGCAUUCAAUCAGCAAACUUUUCGAAUGAACACGAGCAAGAGGACUAAAAAAGUGAAGUCCUUAUUCCGUGCCGCCGAUUCAUCAAAUCUUCUGGUUCGAUCGGAUUUGUGGGUCUAUGAGGAGGUGGUUCCUUGGCCUCCCUCAACUGUACAUACUCUACUUCUUAUCGGCCCAAACGGAGUCGGACGAAGAACACUAAAAUUUCUUCUUUGUACUCAGUACCCAAACAGAUUUGCUUUUCCAAUAUCAGGUGAGCCACUUAUUCGAUUUUUGUUCUAA
Rodentolepis nana is the source of this 483-nucleotide messenger RNA. The record is from the annotation of a GenBank genome assembly. NCBI's taxonomy places the organism in Eukaryota, Metazoa, Platyhelminthes, Cestoda, Cyclophyllidea, Hymenolepididae.